Nothobranchius furzeri (turquoise killifish) is the source of this 6428-nucleotide messenger RNA. It is a transcript of the gene btaf1, whose product is annotated as BTAF1 RNA polymerase II, B-TFIID transcription factor-associated. Gene Ontology annotation, molecular function: ATP hydrolysis activity; DNA binding; TBP-class protein binding. The record is from RefSeq and is a predicted model, not a curated record. NCBI's taxonomy places the organism in Eukaryota, Metazoa, Chordata, Actinopteri, Cyprinodontiformes, Nothobranchiidae.
AUGGAGAAAGGAAUAAAUGCAAGAUGGCUCCUCAUAUAAAAACAGUCUUCUGGGUCAUCCUCAACGUGCAACUAAAUAACUCGCUUGUUUCGAUUCGGUUAAAAUAUUUAUCCGCGAAGAGUUCUGAAGGGUAAACCGAGCAUCAGCUUUCUGGUGUUAGCUAACCUUUAACUGGACACAGCGGCACAGGAAUAGCGGGACCAACGUUGAAGACAUGAGCUGGGUGUCUUCGUAGACGGGCGGUCAGAUAACCCUGCUGGGCCUCGGCUAGUUAGCGGCUGUUGCUAACUAGCUAAAAGGUUCACCUGCUGGGACUAAUUUGCUCUGGUAACGGGAGGUUUUAUGGGAAGAAAAAUAUAAAUUUACCGACGACGUGUUGAAUGUGGACGUGGAAGGUAAUAAAGAAGUAACCAUGGCUGUCUCCAGACUUGAUCGCUUGUUUAUCUUGCUGGACACUGGAACAACACCAGUUACAAGGAAAGCAGCAGCCCAGCAGCUUGGAGAAGUGGUCAAACUUCACCCACAUGAGCUCAACAACCUUAUGUCCAAGGUCUUGACCUAUCUAAGGAGUCCAAGCUGGGACACUCGGAUUGCAGCAGGCCAGGCUGUGGAGGCCAUAGUUAGGAAUAUUCCUGAGUGGCAGCCAGCUCCCAGGCCUAAAGAUGAAUCUUGUGCAGAUUUGUCUCUGGAGGACUCCUAUGACCGCUUAAAUUUUCACCACUUUGACAUUUCUCGCCUCCUGAAACACGGAGCGUCUCUGCUUGGAUCAGCUGGAGCGGAGUUUGAGCUGCAAGAUGACAAAACUGCUGAGAUGGACCCCAAGGAGCGUCUUGGACGCCAGAGAAAGCUUCUUCAGAAGAAGCUGGGCCUGGACAUGGGCGCUGCCAUUGGAAUGGACACAGAGGAGCUGUUUAAUGAUGAAGACCUGGACUGUUCCUGUCAAACGAGUGUGCUUAGACCUCAAGAAACCAAGGUUACAGCUGGCUGUAGCUCUCUCAACCAUGUGACCAUUCAUGCUGCUGAACUCAUCGACUCAGAAUUCCGACCCGGGAUGAGCAGUCGUCAGAAGAACAAAGCCAAGAGAAUGGCUAAACUAGUGGCAAAGCAAAAAUCCAGAGACUUGGAUCCUAAUGAAAAAAGUAAUGACAGCUUUGAAGGUGAACCCGAGGAGAAACGACGAAAAACAACCAACGUCGUCAUUAACCAGCCCGCAGCAGAACAUAAAGUCGUAAUAGACAACAUUCCAAGUAACUCCAGUCUUCUGGAGGAGACGCAGGAGUGGCCUCUGGAGAGCUUUUGUGAAGAGCUGUGCAAUGAUCUCUUCAAUCCGUCAUGGGAGGUUCGUCAUGGUGCUGGCACGGGUCUUAGAGAGAUCCUCAAGUCCCAUGGAGCUGGUGGUGGGAAGGUAGUAGGAAGCACAUUGGAGCAGAUGUUGAGACAGCAUCAGGAGUGGAUAGAAGACUUGGUCAUCCGUCUGCUUUGUGUCUUUGCUUUGGACCGCUUUGGAGACUUUGUGUCUGAUGAGGUGGUGGCUCCUGUCAGGGAGACGUGUGCCCAGUCUCUUGGUGUUGCCCUUCGCCACAUUAAUGAAAGCGGAGUGUCCAAAACAGUGGAGGUCCUGCUAAAGCUGCUGAAGGAUGACCAGUGGGAGGUUCGUCAUGGAGGCCUGCUCGGAAUCAAAUAUGCCUUGGCUGUUCGUCAGGAUCUGAUUCCGGUUUUACUGCCUCGGGUGCUUCCUGCCAUCACAGAGGGUUUACAGGACCUGGAUGAUGACGUCAGAGCUGUUGCUGCUGCAGCCCUCAUCCCAGUGGUGGAGGGUUUGGUGCAGCUGUUGCCCAAUAAGGUACCUUUCAUAGUGAACACAUUAUGGGAUGCACUUUUGGACCUGGAUGACCUCACUGCUUCCACCAACAGCAUCAUGACGUUGCUGUCCCUACUGCUGACCUACCCACAGGUCCGACAGUGCAGCCUGCAGCAGUCACUCACCAUCCUGGUUCCUCGCGUUUGGCCGUUUUUGAGACAUACAAUAUCAUCAGUUAGAAAAGCAGCUCUGGAAACCCUUUACACACUUUUGUCCAAGGCUGAUCAGAGCUGCGCUGUCUGGAUUAACCCCAUAUUACAAGAUAUGCUGCGACACAUCUUCCAAUCCUGCAUAUUGGAGAGCAGCGAGGAAAUCCUGGAACUGAUACAAAAGGUGUGGAUGGAGCUGCUGUCUCAGGCCCCUCAGCAGUAUGUGGUAGCAGCCAGCUGUCCCUGGAUGGGAGCCUGGCUCUGCCUCAUGAUGCAGGCCUCUCACAUUCCUAUAGAUCUGAGCAUGCUGCUGGAGGUGAAGGCUCGCUCCAAGGAUAAAAGUGGGGCCAAGUCACGCCAAGGAACCAACCAGGUCAGUCAGGUAAAAGAGACCAUUCAGGAGUACAUAGCUGGUGCUGAGACAGUAACUGAAGACUCGAUGACACGAGACUACGUUGUGGUUCGCGCUCGACUCAUGGCAGCCAAGUUGCUGGGGGCUCUGUGUUGGUGCAUAUGUGACCCUCAGCUCAACUCUGUAUCUCAGGAAAUCAGACCAGCAGAGUCUCUGGGCCAGCUGCUGCUUUUCCACCUCAAUUCCAAGUCUGCCCUGCAGCGAAUAGCAGUGGUGCUGGUGCUUUGUGAGUGGGCGGCGCUGCAGAAGGAUUGCCAGCUGGUGUCGUCCAUGGUGCAGCCUCGGCUCCUGGCCAUCCUGACAGAGCAGCUGUACUACGAUGAGAUCGCCAUCCCUUUCACACGCAUGCAGAAUGAAUGCAAACAGCUGAUUGCAUUGCUGGCUGAUGCACAUAUAGACCUCCAAGACAGACUCCAUUGUAGUGUUUUCACCAUCGAGCAAGCAAACGAACUGGUAACCACCACGUUUGCAGAGACGACGUCAGGUCUGAACGUGAAGUCCAAGCAGUGGCUGUCUCUGGAGAGUAAACGGCAGCAAGCUCAAUCUACGGUGAUGGAGACGAACAUAGAGUGGCAGCAGCUACAUCAGCGUGUCCACAUGUUUACAGCAUGUGCUGUCAUCAGCCUGCAGAUGCUUCCUGACAAGCUCAACCCCUUGGUCCGGCCUCUGAUGGAAGCCAUCAAAAAAGAGGAAAACAUCCUGAUCCAGAGCUAUGCUGCUUCUUUUAUAGCCAAGCUUCUGCAGCAGUGUGCUGGUCGUUCACCAUGCCCCAACCCCAAGAUCAUCAAAAACCUCUGUGCCUCGGCCUGUGUGGACCCUGCUGUCACACCCUCAUCGUCGUGUCCUGUUCCCCCACCACAGGAAAAUAUCAAAGGAGGCGUGUUGGAGAAGGAUGGCGUCCACCACAUAGUUGACAAAAGCCAAGGCAUCAUCACCCUGUACCGCCAUCAGAAGGCUGCGUUUGCCAUUACCAGUAAGAGGGGUCCGGCGCCCAGAGCCCCAAAGACCUCCACCACAGAACUUCCUCCAGGCAGCACAAUGAGCACCGAUAGCGAUGAGAGCAAGAGGCCACUUUUGGUUCAGCGGCGUGGAGCAGAGUUCACCUUAACAACCAUCAGCAAACACUUUGGUGUGGACCUCACCAGGUGUCUACCAUACCUGUGGGAGAACACCGUUGGGCCUUUAAAGUCAGUGGUGACAGAAAAUCUAUGCAUCGACAGACAGGUCCAGCUGGAGAGGGGCGAUCUAGCAGCUCAGGAACUGGUCAACUCUCUGCAAGUUCUGGAAGUCAUGGCAGGAGCCAUGGCUGCUGAGCUCAGGCCACUGUUACUGGAACACCUACCUCAUCUUUUCACCUGCCUACAGCACCCGUACACAGCAGUUCGGCACAUGGCAGCACGCUGUGUGGGUGUGCUGAGUAAGAUGGCCACCCUGGAGACCAUGAACAGCUUCCUAGAGUGUGUGCUCCAUUGGUUAGCUGCUAUUGACGACCGCACCAAACAGGAGGGCUCCAUCGAGGCUUUAGCAUGUGUCAUGGAGCAGCUGGAUGUGGACAUUGUCCCCUACAUCGUGCUGCUGGUGGUUCCUGUGUUGGGUCGAAUGAGCGACCCUAGUGACAGCAUCCGUUUCAUGGCCACUCAGUGCUUUGCUACGCUGAUCCGCCUGCUGCCGCUGGAGGCAGGUAUUCCAGACCCCCCCACGAUGUCUGCUGACCUGAUUCAGCAGAAAGCAAGGGAGCGUCAGUUCUUGGAGCAGCUGCUGGAUGGCAGAAAGUUGGAAAAUUAUAAGAUUCCUGUUCCAAUUAAAGCAGAGCUAAGGAAAUACCAGCAGGAUGGAGUAAACUGGCUGGCUUUCUUGAACAAAUACAAGCUUCACGGGAUUCUGUGCGAUGACAUGGGUCUGGGAAAGACGCUGCAGUCCAUCUGCAUCCUGGCAGGAGAUCAUUACCUCCGGGUGCAGGAAUAUGCCAAGACAAAGGCUCCUGACUGCAGCCCACUGCCCUCUCUGGUGGUGUGUCCUCCCACCCUAACGGGACAUUGGGUCGACGAAGUGGCAAAGUUCUGCAGCAACGAGUUCCUGAACCCGCUGCACUACACUGGGCCGCCAACGGAACGGAUGCGGUUGCAGCUUCAGGUUAAAAAACACAACCUCAUCGUAGCUUCCUAUGAUGUCGUACGCAACGACAUCGACUUUUUCAGAAAUAUCAAAUUUAAUUACUGUAUCCUUGACGAGGGUCAUAUAAUCAAAAACGGGAAAACCAAACUUUCCAAAGCCAUUAAACAGUUAGCUGCUAACUUUCGUAUCAUCUUAUCAGGAACCCCCAUUCAGAACAAUGUCCUGGAGCUCUGGUCCUUGUUUGACUUCCUCAUGCCGGGAUUCCUCGGAACAGAACGGCAGUUUGCUGCGCGCUACGGUAAACCAAUUCUAGCUAGCAGAGACGCCAAGAGCUCCUCCCGAGAACAGGAAGCAGGUGUUUUAGCGAUGGAAGCCUUACAUCGGCAGGUGUUGCCGUUCCUCUUGAGGAGGAUGAAGGAGGACGUCCUCCAAGAUCUUCCUCCUAAAAUAAUUCAAGACUAUUACUGCAACCUGAGCCCCCUACAGAUUCAGCUUUAUGAAGACUUUGCAAAGUCUAGAGCAAAGGCCAAUGUGGAGGACAGCAUCUCUCAUGCUUCUAACGAGGAGGAGGAGAAGCCCAAACUGAAAUCCACAGGCCACGUAUUUCAGGCUCUGCAGUACCUGAGGAAACUCUGUAACCACCCCAGCUUGGUUCUGACUCCUCAGCAUCCUGAGUUCAAACGGAUCACCGAGCAGCUGACUGCUCAGAACUCCAGCUUACGCGACAUCCAGCACGCGCCCAAACUCUCCGCCCUUAAACAGCUGCUGUUGGAUUGUGGUCUUGGAAAUGGUGGAGGACCAGAGGGGACCACCGAGGCAGUCGUGGCCCAGCACCGCGUGCUCAUCUUCUGUCAGCUGAAAAGUAUGUUGGAUAUCGUGGAGCAUGAUCUGCUCAAACCCAAACUGCCUACAGUAACUUACCUGAGACUAGAUGGCAGUGUUCCAGCUGGACAGCGCCACUCCAUCGUCUCCAGGUUUAAUAAUGAUCCCUCCAUCGAUGUGCUGCUGCUCACCACCCACGUUGGAGGUCUAGGCUUGAACCUCACAGGAGCUGACACCGUGGUGUUUGUAGAGCAUGAUUGGAACCCCAUGAGAGACCUGCAGGCUAUGGAUCGGGCUCACAGGAUAGGGCAGAAACGAGUGGUGAAUGUCUACAGGCUGAUCACACGAGGAACGUUGGAGGAGAAGAUCAUGGGGCUGCAGAAGUUCAAGAUGAGCAUCGCUAACACUGUCAUUAACCAGGAGAACACCAGCCUGCAGAGCAUGGGCACAGACCAGCUGCUCAACCUCUUCACUCUCGACAAGGAGGAAAAGUGUGAGAAAGGUGAGCAGUCGUCGUCCACCUCGGGGAAGUCGUCCAUAAAGUCUGUUCUGGACAGUCUGGGAGAGCUGUGGGACCAGCAGCAGUACGACACGGAGUACAACCUGGACAGCUUCAUCAACUCUCUGGAGUAGAACUGAACCAUGUGCAGGUCAAGCAAGGCCUGGCCCCGGUCUGGGCUGUUGAUGAAGAUCUCAGCUCUGUCAGCAACAGGGAGAACGUUGUUGCAACAUUCUCUUUCUUCUCUGGACCUUCCACACGUCAAGAGGAAAAUGACCAGUGUUGGUUUGCAUCAUGUCCAGCAGGUGCUGAUCCUCCUCCACAGCCCAGCUCAACAGUGUUGGGACAACCCCACUCAGCCCUGAAGUCUUAAUGGGGAAGAUGAAACGUUUUUGUAUGACAAAGGGAACCUGGGAGUGAAAAACCGUAGAUCUGUUCUCCGAUCUCCUGCAGGAGAACUCUGGAACGUUUUCUCAGAUGUUUUAAGGGAUUUCUAGGCUUGUACAUAUUUCUGUAAUUGCUUCUUUUUGUUUGAUUGUGGAACCGAAAUAAAUUCUACAUAACUUUAAA